GCUCUAUGUUGUCUACGCAUGCGCAUUAAAUGGAUAGAAGGUGAGCUGAAUGUUGGCUUGCGGGAGGCGUUUCGGGCUCGGAAUUUUGGCUCCCGUCGGCCUUCAUAGUUCAGGCCAAGUUGGAAAGUAUUCUUAUGCGAUGGAUCUGGGUCCCUUUCGGAAGAAUUACAGGGGAGACGACGAGGCCUUUGAGGAAAAACAUCUCAUCUCCCUUAAUCCCAUAAAGCAGUUCUCCGCAUGGUUUGAGGAAGCAAUGAAAUGCCCAUCCAUUGGAGAAGUUAAUGCCAUGUGCCUGGCCACAUGUACCAGGGAUGGUAAACCUUCGGCUCGAAUGUUGCUUUUGAAGGGCGUUAGUCAGGAAGGCUUCCGUUUCUUCACCAACCAUGAGAGCAGGAAAGGAAAGGAACUGGACUCAAACCCGUUUGCUUCAAUGGUCUUUUACUGGGAGCCCCUCAAUCGCCAGGUGCGGAUUGAAGGCUCGGUGGAGAGGCUUCCUGAGCAGGAAUCAGAGAAGUAUUUCCAGUCGCGUCCAAAGAGCAGCCAAAUUGGGGCCAUUGUGAGUCUGCAAAGCACAGUGAUCCCAGAUAGAGAGUUUUUAAGGAAAAAGAAUGCAGAACUAGAGGAAGCAUAUCGAGAAGCCAAGGUGCCUAAGCCAACCUAUUGGGGUGGAUACAUCCUAAAGCCAGAAGUUAUUGAGUUCUGGCAGGGCCAGACAAACCGUUUGCAUGACCGUCUUGUCUUCCGGUACCGCCAGGAUCCCAGUGCACCAUUGGAGCCCAUGACCCACAAAGGGGAGGGCAACUGGGUUUACGAGAGACUCUCCCCUUGAAAAGCCUGUAGGGUUCAUUGUCGUUGUGCCAUUCUUGCAGUAUCUGUGCCAAAGUCGGUGUUUCUUGCUCCGCCCCCCUCCCGAGACAGAACAGGUUGGAGGUCAGGGGAUAAAGACUGGAUCUCCCCAGAGGAAGCCUAGAUUCGGGUUAUUGCACAAACACCUUGAAUCAGCCUGAUCUAUUUCACAGAAUUGUUGUGAAGAUAAAUAGGGCUGUCCCUAUUUGAACCUGAUCUCAUUGGAGGUAGGUCAGGAUACAAAUUUAAUGGCUCAAUAGGUGUUUAGGUUACAAUUUUAUCUACUCUUAAUUUGUUGAACUUUCAUUCCUCCCAGACAUGACAUCUUAGGAAUUUAUAGUGAAACACACUUUUAUGAGUAGAGUCAAGAAUUCUAUAUCUCCUGGGGUUUGGGGGCAUGGCCGUGAGAGAUCAUAACAGAUUGGCUUCAUUUUAUAAUGACUGCAUAAAUCUGUCUGGUUCUGCAUUGACAUGAACAGAUAGGUUUCAGUUUUGUAUCCCUAAACUAGCUGGCAAGAGACUUUUUUAUUGAAACAGGCUUUUGGCAUUUGACCGCCUAUUGGAAAGAGGGGCUUUAACUGGAGGUGCUGUGUUUUUUUAUCACUGUGAUUUUAUGCUGCUUUUAAUCCUGUUCAGCUAUAAUUUGUUUAAAUUUUAGAGAUGUUGGAGAUGCUGAGGCUGACAAAAGCAUCCUUGGGUGUUUUGCAUGUCGCCCAAAAGAUGUACUUUGCCCACCACUGCUUUUGGAGGUGCUAUGUUGAGACCAUCAAUCCUGAACACAGUAUUAGGAACUUAGAAAAAAGGAGGACGUGAACUGCUCUAACUUCCCCUAACCCAGGAACUAAAACAGCUUUCUCUGAACUAGUAACAUCCAGGGGUGGCCUGCUGUUCUGAGGGUGGUAGAAGUUUGUUCUGAGGGUGGUAGAAGUCAUAAUCCUACAUGUCUGGAAGACAGAGCUAGAAGUUGUGAGAGGGACAUAUGACAUUUCUGCUUGUCUUUAGCUUCUGAUUUCACAGAGCAUUGCUGUCAUGUUUUUAUUCUCUCAAGCUGUAAAAGCCAGGGAGUUGAUUUCAUAGGAUUUAUUUAUCAUGUCAGAAGCGAAUUGAGAAUACAGUUAUAAUGUAUAGAAAAACCACAAACAAAGUUAAAAACUUGGCAUUAUACUAUAUUUCCUUUGACCAAAAGCUAGUCACUUGGACUGCUUCUGGUGUCCUUGUAAGACAAUCCUCCAUCGUGGAUCUGGCAGGGCUCAGACUUCAUUGUAGUAAGUGGUCUGUGGUUUACUCUUCUCCACACUCACAUGUCGUGGACUCUACUUUGUGGCCCCAUUUCUUAAGGUUGGCUCUACAUCUCGUGAUGCCAGAGCACAGUCUGUUCAGUGCCUUCCAAUUUGCCCAGUCUUCUGUGUGCCCAGGAGGGAGUUUCUCAUCUGAUAUCAGCCACUGAUUGAGAUUUCGGGUUUUAGCCUGCCACUUUUGACUCUCGCUUGCUGAGGUGUUCCUGCGAAUAUCUCUGUAGAUCUUAGGAAGCUACUUCUUGAUUUAAGGCAUUGGCUUGCUGACUGAUAUCUGACCUGUUUUAACGUGGUGAGAUGUAUUCCACACUGGGUAUGCAUAUUCAGCAGCAGAGUAGCAAAGCGCAAGGGUAGAUGUCUUCACUGUGUCUGGUUGCGAUCCUCAGCUUGUGCCAGUCUGCUUUUGUAUGAUAUUAUUUCUAGCACCCACUUUUUGCUUGAUUUUCAUAAGAUAUAAAGCAUGGAAAAUUAUGUUCUCAGGAUAUUGAAAUCUGAUCAGGGCAGCCCAUUUCAUACUUGUGUCCCAGUCUCAAGAACACAAGGGUUUGAUCCCAAAUUGCUGUUUUGCUCCAUGUAGCUGGUUCUAUAGGCUAUAUUUCAGAGGAAGGAACUGGCUAAAGCACCUCUGAGUAUUCCUUUCCUAAGAAAACCUUAUGAACUUAAUGCAGUUGUCAUAAGUUGAUAGGUGUCUUGAAAUCACAAAAAGCACGCAAGAAAAGAAUCUAUUUCCACUCAGUCCCCAUAUGUUUGCAGCAGGAGUGGGCAAAGUGCAAUUCUUAGUCCCCUUUUUGGGGUCCCAAGCCUCUUGGGUAGAUUUUUAAAAUUAUUUAUCUCCUAGAAAGUGGCAUUUUUACCCAUUAUUUUAGCCCUGUGGCCAUUUUAAACAUAGGAAAGGGUUUUGUAAAAAACAAAACAAAAAUAAUAAUUUCUCUUGGAUAUAAAAUUCCUUCAAAUGUGACAAAAAUGUCUUAUUCUCUAUGGGGCUUCAGGAAAUUUGGGAGACAAAUUGUGGGUGGUAUUGAGUUCUCCAAAGUCUCUUGAGGAUGAGUUAAUACUGACUCUUAGCUUCUCAUAGUUGUCCCCUCGUGAUGUUAAGCCCCACACUCUAUUUGUCGCUUAACUGGCCUAGCCACAAGGAUCAAACUUUGGGGGCAGCGUGGGAGUCUGCCAAUAGUUUGAAUCCACAAAAAGAAAAUCAAGAUCCAGUCCAUUGCAUCCACCAACACCAGUAUUGACUAGACAACUCCUGUCUUGUGUUUUUGAGGUGCCUAUCCAAGUAUGUCGACCAUUUAUUAUGUUUAUGUUGAGGUAGUUUUCAAAAACUUGUAACUGGCUUAUCCAUUGCCAUAAAUGGAAGUGCAAUAAAACGUCAGCUGAUCCUAAAAGAUGAGAUGCUUGCUUGGUAAUGUGCGUCAUGUAAUGUUUCUUAUAAAAUAUAUUUUAAGUGGUGUAUGCUGUCCUAGUAAUUCAUGUUGUUGCUCUAUCUGGUCCAUCUGGCACCCGCUUGCUGCUGUGUACUAAGUUGGAGUCUGUACUUAUGUACAUUGGACAAUAAAAGUUAGCUUGCAGUUGAA
Anolis carolinensis (green anole) is the source of this 3715-nucleotide messenger RNA. It is a transcript of the gene pnpo, whose product is annotated as pyridoxamine 5'-phosphate oxidase. Lineage: Eukaryota; Metazoa; Chordata; Lepidosauria; Squamata; Anolidae. The coding region runs from base 50 to 829 and encodes 259 amino acids. Gene Ontology annotation, molecular function: FMN binding; pyridoxamine phosphate oxidase activity. The transcript is spliced from 7 exons. The record is from RefSeq and is a predicted model, not a curated record. Gene Ontology annotation, biological process: pyridoxal 5'-phosphate biosynthetic process; pyridoxine biosynthetic process.